Molecule: messenger RNA, 861 nt
Organism: Schistocerca nitens (vagrant locust)
Lineage: Eukaryota; Metazoa; Arthropoda; Insecta; Orthoptera; Acrididae
Product: integumentary mucin A.1-like
Exons: 8
Coding region: 1-861 (286 amino acids)
Source: RefSeq, a predicted model, not a curated record
AUGACGGGGAUCGACGACAGCAAGUUAAAUAAGAACGGCACAGAACCAACAACACCAACGCCACCAGUAGUUACCACAGUUUCACCCACGAAUGGGUCAGAAUUGAAACCUUCAGCACCAGAAGUAACGACAGCUGCAGCAGCACCGACAACUCCCGCACCAGAACCAACAACACCAACGCCAACAGUAGUUACCACAGUUUCAUCCACGAAUGGGUCAGAAUUGAAACCUUCUGCCCCAGAAGUAACGACAGCUGCAGCUGCGCCGACAGCGCUCGCACCAGAGCCAACAACACCAACGCCAACAGUAGUUACCACAGUUUCAUCCACGAAUGGGUCAGAAUUGAAACCUUCUGCCCCAGAAGUAACGACAGCUGCAGCAGCACCUACCACUCAAGCACCAGAACCAACAACACCAACGCCAACAGUAGUCACCACAGUUUCAUCCACGAAUGGGUCAGAAUUGAAACCUUCUGCCCCAGAAGUAACGACAGCUGCAGCAGCACCGACAACUCCCGCACCAGAAACUACAAGCACGUCGGAGUUAGAAACGUACACACCAAUAGUGACAACGCAGCCUUCUGAUGGAUCAACACUGGUGAUUCAAGGAGGUCUUGAUGACUCACCAGAAGCGACGACGGCACCUGCACUACACACGACUCCGGCUUCGGAAACAACAACACCAACGCCAACAGUAGUUACCACAGGUUCAGAUUUGGAUGGGUCAGAAAUGAUGCCUUCUGCACCAGAAGUAACGACAGCUGCAGCAGCAACAGCAACUCCCGCACCAGGUACCCAUUUUGCUACUUUACUGAUGCAGCAACAGCUCCGAUUUACUUGCCUUGCAUAUCUCAGCAGAUAA